Molecule: messenger RNA, 1435 nt
Organism: Ipomoea nil (Japanese morning glory)
Lineage: Eukaryota; Viridiplantae; Streptophyta; Magnoliopsida; Solanales; Convolvulaceae
Product: GATA transcription factor 19-like
Exons: 2
Coding region: 317-1114 (265 amino acids)
Biological process (GO): flower development; regulation of DNA-templated transcription
Molecular function (GO): sequence-specific DNA binding; zinc ion binding; DNA-binding transcription factor activity
Source: RefSeq, a predicted model, not a curated record
CCCCUCUUUUCUCUCUCUCUCGAUACACAGUUCUUGGUCCCAAUCAGCAGCUAGCUAGCAGCGAAAAAUCCAAAAGAAAAAAAAGAAAUAAUGAAGGUGAUGAUGUUGUCAUUUGGCGACAACAUGGGAUACUGCUAGUUUUGACUGGUUUUUGCCAGUUUAUAUUAACAGACAAACCUCGAUCUUCUCAUCUCCCAAUUCAAAACCCUCAUUCAAACAUUAUAUUAUUAUUAUUGCCUGCCCCUCACUCUCAUUCAAACUAGCUUCUUCUGAACUGAAGCGAGAAGUGAUCGAAGAAGUUAAGAAAAGAAAAAACAUGAUGCGCAGGUGCAGCAGCGGUUGCCAUGGGAACAUGGUGGGGACAUGUUCAUGUGGUCUGUUUCAUCAUCAUCAUCACAGUCAAAGUGGCAAUGGGUCAUCGUCUUCUGCUUUCUCCAUGUUCUUCUCAUCUGCGGCGCCCAGUAAUCACCGGCCGGCGGUUAAUGCUUAUGGGGAUUAUGAAGAUGCCCAGAAUAUGUAUUCUUUUGCUUCUUCUUCGUCUUCUGUGGAUUGUACGCUUUCUUUGGGAACUCCUUCCACUCGUCUCACCACUGAGAACGAGAAGAAAGCUGAUCAUCAUCGCAGCAAGUCCAGCUUUUGCUGGGAUAUCUUCCAGUCCAACAAACAACCGCCUUCAUCCGCCGCCAACCACAAAUCCGGCCGCCCCGCCGCCGCCCCUGACGUCGCUCGCCGCUGUGCUAACUGUGACACCACUUCCACUCCGCUAUGGAGAAACGGUCCCCGUGGCCCAAAGUCACUUUGCAAUGCGUGUGGAAUUCGCUACAAGAAAGAGGAGAGGAGGGCCAGUGCGGCGGCGGCCACCGCAAACGGCGGCGCCCCGGGGAUGGACUCCCAACAGAUGAUGAUAAACAAUCCAUGGGUUCAUCAUCACCAGUACUCACAGGCCCCACAGAAGGUCUCCUGCUACCCUUCAGUAGCCUACGGCAACGAGUUUAGGUUCAUCGAGGAAGACGACCACCGCGAUUCCGACGCCGGCGCCGGCGGCAUUUCCUUCCUGUCCUGGCGCCUCAACGUCGCCGAUCGGCCCAGCUUAGUUCACGACUUUACCAGGUGAAAAAAGAAAAUUACAAAUCAAAUUAAAGCUGCAGCGCAGCCUGCGUGCCGAUCGAAGAAGCAUACAUGGAUAGCUCAUUAUGGGAAUCAUCUUUUUCUCCAGCUGUUUGUUUUAUUCUUUUUGGUCUCUGUGUUUCAUAGAUUGAGUGAAAAUGAGUUAAUUCUAUGUUGUCUGCCUUUUUUUUUUUUUUUUUCUUUUUAGCCGGUCAAGAUCAAGAAGCAAUUAGUUAAGUAGCUUAAUAGGGCUUUAACUUUUCACUUUGAAGAUGAUGAUAAUAUAUAUAAAUAUAUAUAUAUACUCCGUAGUAUAUAUACCAGUUGU